Mercurialis annua (annual mercury) is the source of this 663-nucleotide messenger RNA. RefSeq lists its product as uncharacterized. The transcript has 2 exons. Lineage: Eukaryota; Viridiplantae; Streptophyta; Magnoliopsida; Malpighiales; Euphorbiaceae. Bases 1 to 663 code for a protein of 220 amino acids. The record is from RefSeq and is a predicted model, not a curated record.
AUGGAUUUAGCUGAAGAAUCUGGUAUUCAGUCAGAAGAGGAGAGGGCUGAUUAUGUUAGUCUACAGGCUGAUUUGUGGAAAGCAGAGAAGAAUGUUAACUCUUUGUGGAUGCAAAAAUCAAGGCUUAACUGUAAUGAUGAGGGCGAUAAGAAUAUUAAGUUUUUUCAUAGAAUUGCUUCCCCUAAGGAUAUUCAGCUUCAUAUCAGGAAUUUCUACAUCUCCCUAUAUAGUCGGGCAACGAAUGUUAGUUUUGAUAUCACCGACCUUCACUUCGAUGCGAUUACUGAUGAACAAACCUUUUCCUUGAUCAAGCCUUUUGAUCAGGCUAAAGUCUUCAACGCCAUUGCUUCGUGUGGUUCUAAGAAGGCUCCAGACCUUGAUGGAUUUAAUUUUUAUUUUUAUCAAAAAGCUUGGUUUGUGAUGAAGGGUGAAAUUGCCGAUUUCUUCAAGAAGUUUCAUGAUUUUGGUACCUUAUCCAAAGGUAUCAACUCGUCUUUCAUGGUUCUUAUUCCAAAGGUGGCAGGAUCUUCCAAUUUCAAGGAUUAUCAUCCUAUCAGUCUGGUUAAUGGCUUUUAUAAAAUACUUUCUAAGGCUCUCACUACUAGAAAACUCAUCCCGCCAAUAUUAGCGACUGAAAUUCCGUCGCUAAAAGGGGCGGGAUGA